Molecule: messenger RNA, 219 nt
Organism: Gongylonema pulchrum
Lineage: Eukaryota; Metazoa; Nematoda; Chromadorea; Rhabditida; Gongylonematidae
Source: the annotation of a GenBank genome assembly
AUGGCAAAUUUUAAUUCAGUUAGAAGUGGUAAGAUGGAAAAAAGGUUCCCGGAUACCUCACAAACGGUGCCGAAUGACCGUGGUACCCGGCUUUCAAAUUCACUAAGAAGUGAUCUCAAGCGACCUACAGCUGAAAGCGAGCAGAUGGAAAAGGAAAUUAAUGAAUUCAAGCCGCCGCUAAAAGAAAAUAAACUAUCCGGUUAUCUCGAACGAUUUUGA